CCACCCGGAAGCAGUUACCCCAGUGCAGGUGGCGUACAUCCUGAACAUUUGACAACAUUCACCGUCUUUUCUCAGAGAAAACAAACAUGUAAUAUCUCUAUCCACACAGCGAGGAGUGUGUCCAGAGCGGAGCAGACGAGUUAGUGGCUGGAGCAGACUAUUUACUGGUGAUAUUAAAGGUUUACUGGAGAAGAGAAAAGGAUAAAUAGCUCAUUUGCUAAUGGACGUAUUAUUGUUGGCUGUGCCGUCGUGUUGCUGCUAUUUCUCCUCGCCUGUAUGGACAUGUAGCUAAUGUGGAGUUAUCUCUAACACAUCUCACAUUGCUCCAUGUUUAAUAGCAAGGUUAGUGCUCUGAAAGGGAACUGAGGUUGUGCACCCUGCAGGCCUUAUAACGUGUUACUUUACAAACAUUACAGCAGGGUUUCUGGGUUAGUCAGUAAAGCUACCAUAUAAGAUGAGUUUCUUUAGUUUUGGACAAAGUGCAGAGAUUGAUGUGGUGCUGAAUGACGCUGAGACGAGGAAGAAGGCUGAACACAAGACUGAAGAUGGAAAGAAAGACAAAUACUUUCUGUUCUAUGAUGGAGAGACUGUCAGUGGGAAGGUGAAUGUGACUCUGAAGAACCCAGGCAAGAGGCUGGAGCACCAAGGCAUCAAGAUCGAGUUUGUUGGACAAAUAGAGCUGUAUUACGACAGAGGAAACCAUCAUGAGUUUGUGUCCCUGGUGAAAGAUCUUGCGAGACCGGGUGAAAUAACUCAGUCGCAGACCUUCGACUUUGAGUUCACUCAUGUGGAAAAACCUUACGAGUCCUACACAGGCCAGAACGUCAAGCUAAGAUAUUUUCUCCGUGCCACGGUGAUCAGAAGACUAAAUGACAUCAGUAAAGAGACGGACAUCGUGGUGCACACACUGAGCACUUACCCCGAACUCAACUCCUCCAUUAAGAUGGAAGUUGGAAUUGAGGAUUGUCUCCACAUUGAGUUUGAGUACAACAAAUCAAAGUAUCAUCUGAAAGAUGUUAUUGUGGGCAAAAUCUAUUUCCUGCUGGUGAGGAUUAAGAUCAAGCACAUGGAGAUCGACAUCAUCAAACGCGAGACAACGGGCACCGGCCCGAGUGUAUACCACGAAAACGACACGAUCGCCAAGUACGAGAUCAUGGACGGAGCUCCGGUCAGAGGAGAGUCCAUUCCCAUCCGGUUAUUUCUGGCUGGUUAUGAUCUGACUCCCACCAUGCGAGACAUCAACAAGAAGUUCUCUGUGCGCUACUACCUGAACCUGGUGCUGAUCGACGAGGAGGAGAGACGUUACUUCAAACAACAGGAAAUCACACUGUGGAGGAAAGGGGACGUGGUGAGGAAGAGCAUGUCUCACCAGGCGGCCAUCGCCUCCCAGAGGUUCGAGGGCUCGGCCGCUUCAGAGAGUGCCCUGGAACAGGCUGCGAAGGAGGAGAGCGGGUAGAGAGCCGCAGCCCCUCCAAGUUUACCCUCACGAGACUCGACAGCGUCUGCGUCGGAGGGACCCGUCAACUGUGCAACAUCUGGUGAAGCAGCUGUUUUAUUUGUAGCGGCCGCUGCUGGUGAAGGGAGGAAGAAGGGAGACCGACAUACAGUAACGCAUACAGUAUGUGAACAAUGAAACAGUUUGCAUGAGGCAUUCAAAGUGGCUUCAGGCUGCUGGUCUUGUCCUUCCUCAUUAACGCAUUUUUUCUUUUCUUUAUGGGAAUCAAACUAAUCACCUGUCGCCACUGUGUUAAAAACCUUUCAUGUGAUAUUCUUGAAUUUUUAAGUUACUAAAUUCAUUUCUAAUCUUUUAAAUAAUGCGACUAAAUUGUCAUGAAUUUUCAGAAAGUGUAUCUACAACAUUCCACCUUUAAUGAACGCAUUCCUAACACUGUUAUAGGAUUAAGACAUCUGAGAUAACUUUGCACUGCUUUUUCUCUGUUUGUACGUGUUUGCACAAAAAACUAAUGCAAGCGGGAAACUUUUCUUUUUUUGAGCGAGAGGGCUUAAGUAUUAUUCCACACUUUUUUUUUUUUUUUGGUUUUGAUCUGUAAAUAAGACCAGCUAAAACCUUGUAUCCUGUUCCAGCUUGUGUACGUUGACUAUACAGUACACGGUGCCACAAAAAUGACCGUUCAUGUUCAUGUUCAUAUGCUUUUGCCUCGGCAUUCCAGUGGUGUUAGGAGAGGGUGUUUGUAUUAAGGUCUGAUAGUAUGAAGUCCACUGUAUCCUCUUUAUUAGAGACUUGAAAGUUGUGCCUACGUGUAUCAAGCAAAUGAAAUCCUCCUGCCUCUUUAACAUAAUUUUAGUCUUUUAACCAGAGAAAAAAAGUUACAGUAGAACUAUCUAUCUUUUGCAAAAUGCUAAUUAAUUAUUCCUUGUCCCUGAAAGUUAAAUAAAUUGAUGCCAAAUGAAAAAAAAAAAAAAA
This is a messenger RNA of Sebastes umbrosus (honeycomb rockfish), 2425 nucleotides long. RefSeq names its product vacuolar protein sorting-associated protein 26B-like. Gene Ontology annotation, cellular component: endosome; retromer complex. The record is from RefSeq and is a predicted model, not a curated record. Gene Ontology annotation, biological process: retrograde transport, endosome to Golgi; intracellular protein transport. The transcript has 6 exons. Bases 455 to 1456 code for a protein of 333 amino acids. NCBI's taxonomy places the organism in Eukaryota, Metazoa, Chordata, Actinopteri, Perciformes, Sebastidae.